Molecule: messenger RNA, 1251 nt
Organism: Spizellomyces punctatus DAOM BR117
Lineage: Eukaryota; Fungi; Chytridiomycota; Chytridiomycetes; Spizellomycetales; Spizellomycetaceae
Product: DNA repair protein RAD51
Exons: 9
Coding region: 78-1097 (339 amino acids)
Biological process (GO): DNA recombinase assembly; mitotic recombination-dependent replication fork processing; mitotic recombination
Cellular component (GO): condensed nuclear chromosome
Molecular function (GO): ATP binding; ATP-dependent DNA damage sensor activity; double-stranded DNA binding
Source: RefSeq, a predicted model, not a curated record
UUUCGACCCAUUUGUCGCAAUCUUCUGAGUGCUUUUAGUAUUUCACACCUUUUCUAUCGCAAAGAAUCCCAUCUAUAAUGAGUGUCCAAGCCUAUCAUGAAGAACAAGAGGAGAUGCAAGAGGAGGAGGAGAUGGGAAUGCCCCUCAAAAUCAGCAAAUUGGAGGAAUUUGGAAUAUCAUCCGGGGAUGUAGCCAAACUGGCUAGUGCAGGGUACCACACCGUUGAAGCUAUUGCCUAUACACCGAAGAAACAACUGCUAGCUAUCAAAGGAAUAUCUGAAGCGAAGGCAGAUAAAAUCUUGACAGAGGCGGCGAAACUGGUGCCAAUGGGAUUCACAACUGCGACAGAGUUUUAUCAAAGACGGAAUGAGAUUAUUACCCUACAGACAGGCUCGAAGGAAUUGGACAAGUUGCUAGGAGGUGGUAUUGAGACGGGCGCCAUUACCGAGAUCUUUGGCGAGUUCCGCACGGGUAAAACACAGUUAUGUCACACGUUGGCAGUUAUAUGUCAGCUCCCUAUCGACAUGGGUGGUGGCGAAGGAAAAUGUUUGUACAUUGACACGGAGGGGACAUUUCGACCUGAGCGAUUACUCGCCGUUGCUGAACGGUUUGGAUUGAAUGGCGAUGAAGUUCUGGAUAACGUUGCGUAUGCACGAGCGUACCAUACAGAUCACCAGAAACAGUUGCUGGUUCAGGCAGCGGCCAUGAUGGCUGAGACAAGAUAUUGCUUGCUAGUGGUAGACAGCGCCACUGCUCUCUACCGAACAGACUACUCUGGACGUGGAGAACUCUCCGCACGGCAAAUGCACCUUGCGCAGUUCUUGCGGACGUUGAUGAGGAUGGCGGAUGAGUUUGGAGUAGCAGUAGUCAUUACGAACCAAGUGGUAGCACAAGUUGACGGUGCUGCAAUGUUCAACGCGGAUCCAAAGAAGCCGAUUGGCGGAAAUAUCAUGGCACACGCAUCAACAACACGACUCUAUUUGCGAAAGGGACGCGGGGAGAACCGAAUCUGCAAAAUCUACGAUUCUCCGAAUCUACCUGAAGCUGAGGCCAUGUUUUCCAUCGGGGAGAACGGGAUUGGUGAUCCAAAAGAGUGACAUGCUAUUGUUUCAGGUUAGACUGUUAAGAGAGUAACGUUAUGGGGGAUUGGGUGCUUUUUUCUUUCUAUUAUUUAGUCUUCGUGGACCGUAGUACUUUUCUCCUCUGUUAUCAUGUUAGCAACUGGUAAAUAAAUUCACGUACAUAUGUCAA